UGCUCGCCCGGCGGCCGUCCAGGCGGCCCGCUUCCCCUCGGUGCCCGCGCCGGGCCGCGGGAUCGGGCCCCAGAACUUUCCGAGGAGGAGAAACUUGGCGGCGUGUUGGGAGGACUGGAAGGAUCCUCAUGUGAAAGGCGGGAGUAGAAGAGCUUCUCCCAGGGUAGUCACGAGGACUACUUUAUUUACCUGCGAAGCGCUUAGAACCGUGCCUGGCUCACAAUUAGUGGUCACAGUUAGGCUGCCAUUAUUUCAACACUGCACGGAUAGGAGGUUUCUGCCUCGUUGAUAAGUCAUCAUUGGCUUUGCUUGCUCUCACGUCUGAUGUGGCCUCUGUUUCAUGUCACAUCUAAAACUUCUCUGUACCUCAGACUUAAAAAGGUAUUUGCAUAGGAAUCAGAGGAGUUAAUCUUGUGAGUAAACUCUCAACAUCUGCACAGUUUCCUUCCUUCCUUCUUUCUCUAUCCGCCCCAGGAUUCUAAAGCACAGGACUGCCCCCAGGUCACCAGUGCCUUUGCAGAGACCACACUCCUGUCUGCAACAGGGGGUGGCCUUUUUUUAAAAAAACAUUCUGGCUCCAGUUUUAGCAAUUGAGGCUAGUCGAUAGCGCAGAUACGUAUGAGUCUAAGGUUCUUAGCGCCUUAUGCAGGCACCCGGCGAGUCUGAAUCUCCCUGCACAACUUCAAGUAUGCAGGAAGUCUUCCUUUUUUUUUUUUUUUUUAUUCCCUGUAACUAAUUCAGACUCCAGCCCCCAUUCUGCUAACCUACAGGGAAAUUUCAUCUCAGUCAUUUUUAGGUGUCUCUCCUUCCCCCAUGGGGUGUGUUCUAGAACCCAGAGAUUACCAUGGCACCUGGUAGGUAAGGGACUGGCCUCUGACCUUUUGUGUAUCUGCCUCAGGACUGAGUAGAGGCUGGAAACCGUGCCACGGGUCUGGUCUCCCAGAGCACAUCCCACACUCUUGAGGGCUCUGCUCACCGCCCUGGGGAACAGAGCUGUGCAAGGGAUGCCUGGCUGGUGCUGACAGAUCUCCUUCUCUUUUACAGGCCCCGGGGUGGGGGGUGGAGGGAGAGGGUCUUUUUCUCACCCUUGUAUGUGCCCUCUGCUUCUCCAGUCUCAGGAGUCAGGCAGAAUCUCCUCAUUGGGUUUAGGUGUUAACAAAGACAAACUGCCUGUGCCGUCAUCUGGGCUAAAAUACAAGGAAUUACAGAGCCUGCCACCUGUUUUAAAUGAGCUAGAAAGAAAAGCUGUUGGGAGGACAAACAAAGCGAAAAUUCCAGAGUUGUCCUGCCGUGCUGAUUUGGAGGCUGUAAUGAAGGCAAAACAUCGCCCAAACAGUGGUAACUAUGGAAAUUAAGAGAAGGAAACAGAUUUGAGAGACAGUAAGCUUGCAGAAUCUGUAUAGCUUAGUCAGUGAGAAAAAUCUAGUAUGACUCCAGAGUUUCUGACUUCAGAGAGACCAGGAAGUAACACAAUAAAGAGACUGACCGGUUGAUAAUGUGGACUCACACCACACACUCUGGAUGCAGGUCUCAGCUCCACUGCCUGCUGGUCAUGUGAGCAUGAGCAAAUUAGUACAACUUUUAAGCCUCAGUUUCCCCAUAAGUAAAAUGGGGCUAAUACUGCAUACUCAUAUGGUUGUGAGCAUGACUAAAAUGGCCAUGACCUUCUGAGCAUCCAGUAAAUGUUAGCUAUUAUUAUGUGGUGGUGCCAGUAGCUGAAAUCUGUGAUACUAGAGGAGGAGCCCCUGCUUUAGGGCAGGUGACCCUCAGGGCUGUGAGAUAGCCAGGCUGAGAGGUGGUAGAUGGAUUCAUCUGGACUUGGAAAGAAAGCUCAAGAUUGAAGACAGAUUUGGGAGACCUUUGCCUCCAAGGAGUAGUUGACACCUUGGGGUAUGAAUGUGGUCCCCCAGAAAUGGUGCAAGAAGGUAGAGGGGCAGGUGUCAGGCCCACAAAUGUAUUCAGACAUCGCCCCCCUAUGUCAUCUUUAAACUGACUUCAUUGUUUUGAGAUGAACAUGAAUAUCCCGUUUAGGGUCUUUGCUUCAGAGGUAUAAUCUCAUUGUUUGCUUGGUGAAAUACAAGUUAGUUGUCUGUAAUCUCCCAUAUUGGGUGGGCUCCUUUCUGUCUGGAAUUACAGUGUGUUUAGAAAAACACACACGGACACAGCUUUUUUGAAAAGCUUUUCAAAAACAAACCUUGCAAUCUUCAAUCUAGAGGAGGCUUUCACUGAAAACUAAGACAAUUCCCAGUGUUUGGGGCUUUCCCAAUUCUUUCCCACUCAAAUCAUUAGAAAUAAAAGAGUCAGUUUGAAGAAUUGACUUAUGAAAAAUCAGGAGUAGCCGGAAGUGAAUGAGCUGAAAAUGGAGGAGAAUCCCUUUGUUUCAUGGGGGUUUCAGUGCAGGCUCAGCAGGCAGCUAAACCAGGACAUUCAUAGAGAAAAGGGCAUGUUCUUAAAUGCUCUCAGAGGCAAACACCUAGAAAGACCUACUGUGCCAGCAAAAAGUUAUUCUACAAAUCAUGUGUUCUGUAUUCAGGAAAUUUUACUUUUUGUCAUCGAAACAUCUGAGUAAGCAGAUGUAAACAGAUCAUUUUCCAAAAAAACAUUUUCCCUUUUAUUUAAAACAAUGAUCUGUUUACUGUGUGCCGAUUUCAUUCCUAGAAAACUGUGACUUUCCUUGUUACUUUGGAGCCCAGAAACAUGUAUAUUUAGGAGUGUUUUUACCAUAUACUUUAAAUAUAUAUUUACAUAUUAUAUAUUAAAAGAUUAUAUAUACAUGUGUAUAUAUAUGUAUAUACAUAUAUAUAUAUAUACAUCUAUACAUCUAUACAUAUAUACAUAUAUGAAUGAUUAAAGCCCUUUUGUCAGAUUUGAAAUCUAAGUUCUGACCUGAAAAGCAGUCUGCAAGGAGCAUCCUGUCAAACUUAGAUGUGUUAUUUUUCCUGUCUCUUCUCUGCUUUAUUAAACUGUCACACACCGCGCACGAUUUUUCCCCAGGGCCACGCAUGCUUUCGGGUUCUCUGUUGCAUUGUUAACUAUUUAAGCGUUUGGCUGGUGCUGAGAUGGCAGGUGGGAGAGGCAGAGGAACUUGGCCUCCUCCCCGCCAGAGUUCUCCUCUUUCACUAGUGCUGCUUACAUUGAACAGCUUAAGAAUAAGCUCCUGUGUGAGCCCUCGGAGGCCAAGGAGUAUUGUUGGAUUCAGAAAGGAAUCGCUUUCUUUUAGUGAUCAUUUGAAUAUUUCGACAAUGAAGCUAAGCCACUCCACUGCCUGGUUUGCGUACCUCGUGUCAUGUGCGCCCUUCCUUGGGAAGAAGAGAGCCCUCGCCUCUCUGAAUUUGUAAAUUGGUAUUGUCCGUUGGUGAGAUGAGUAGAAGCAAAGGAAGAAUCCUCCAGAAGAAUUUUACUCUCUUGCUCAGUGUUUUUUUAAAGCUCUUUAAAAAAAAAAAAAAAUUAAUACAGGCCUUUGUAGACCACCCAAUUAAAUCACCAUGAUAAAUGGUGGGUAUUUUGAGAAGAGAGAUGGGCCAUGAGAUGAUGUGUUGAAGUGUUUAUACAUGCAAAGUGAGGAAUACAUUUAAAACAAAUUCUCUGGAUGAUUCAAAGAUCCUACUCACCUCUGGUUUUUUCCUGAAUUGUGAUGGGUUAUUUUUCAAAUUUGGUUGUCUAAAAAUGAUCUUCAUUUUUCCAUUUUUAACUUAAAAGGAAUGCUCUCCUACAAAAUAAACAGACAUAGCUUUUUUUUUUUUUAAUCAAAUUAAGAGAACAGGCGACCAAGUGAAUAAAUCACAUAGGUAGGAUAUAAUUGGCUUUGUUUCAUAGUAAGCUUACCUUUGUGCUGGUUAAGAAAAUCCUAAAAAGCUUUCCCCCUAUGAGAAUUGACUGGUUGGAAUAGUCCUAAAUUGGAAGAAGCAAAGUUUUGUAAUUAAUUGGUGAAUAGAGAUACUGGUUUCCGAAUGCUCACCAGAGAUCAGUGGUACAAAGCUGGCCAUGGACUUGGCUCUGGAGAACUUGGUGAAAACGUGAAUGCCCAGUGCCAAAGUGAUGUUACAGCAUUCUGUGCUGCUUUGUGCUGUGGCCUCGGAAUCUGUAUUUUUAAAAGAUGUCUCUGGCAAUUCUAAUGCGUAGCCAGGUUUGGUAACCACUGAAUUGUGUAUUCAAUUUGGAGACCUCGGCCUUUUCACCAUCUGAUGAAUCUAUAUGUUUAUUUGAAGCUUUUGUUGAAAAUGAAUGCCUGCUGGUUAUUGCUUUUUUCAGUUCACAAUUUGUUUCCGGUUCUGUUAUUGCAUAGAUUUGCAUACCUGUUUUAUAGUAUUCUAAUACUGUUGCUUAAAAAAAAAUACCAUUUCCUCUCUGUGCUCUUUUGAAUAUUUGAUGUAAACAAUUUCAUGUUUUGUUAUUUUCCCUACUUGCAGAAAGUAGGGGAAAACUCCAGGGUUUUUCUAACCCAAUUGUAAUAUAAAUACUUAAAGAUCUUGGUCAAGGUAAUAUAAGAUUGAAAAUCCUUUAAGUUACAGCAUUAUGAACUUCAUCAUACCUUUAAAACAUGUCAGAUGAACUAAAUAUUUAAGACUUUGGCCAGAUGGUCGAUCUGAGACAUUUAAAAAUUAAUGGUUGUGUGUCUGUUGAGGUAUCCUACUACAGGACUUUAACACUUAAAAUUGAUCUGUCAGUGAAAAUGCGUGAAAGGGCAGUCAGAAAUCUCUGUCAGUCAUCAAUUGUGUGUAUGUGCUCUUGAAGUCAGGCUCAAGCUGCAACAUGAUGGGGGGAAAUGUUUUCCUAGCUUCAUUCACUGAAGGUGUGCAAGAUCUCUUCUUACAGGUUUGAGUCGUCAGACAAACUUCCGAGGGGACUCCAUGACCACCUGGAAGCUGGUGUUUCCUGUCACCGAGUAGACAGUCUGGCGAUCCAGAAGAUGCCCCAGCUCUGGUGAUGCUUCUGGAACCUCAUCUGUGCCUCCGACAUUCUCCCAGCCUGAGACUGCAUCUAUAAAUUGGGAUGUGGGAAAGCAGGAAGCAAAGCUCAUGGUAACUGAGAGGCCCAUGUCUGGGUAGAACCAGGCCCAGGACCACGACGCUGCCUCUCCCCUGGUCUGGAGUUCAGGCUGCCGUGGCUCUGCUCAUGUGCUCAGCACCAUCCUUCCAUUUGUGCUUAAAUGGCACAACAUUUGGUCAGCGCAUCUGAAAAGGAAGGUGUGAGAAGUAAAGCCCAUGGCCACCUAUCCCUGCCAAUUAUGUGGCAAGACGUUCCUCACCCUGGAGAAGUUCACUAUCCACAAUUAUUCCCACUCCAGGGAGCGACCUUACAAGUGCUUGCAGCCAGACUGUGGCAAAGCCUUCAUUUCCAGAUAUAAAUUAAUGAGGCACAUGGCUACCCAUUCGCCCCAGAAAUCUCACCAGUGUGCUCACUGCGAGAAGACGUUCAACCGGAAAGACCACCUAAAAAACCACCUCCAAACGCAUGACCCCAACAAAAUGGCCUUUGGGUGUGAGGAGUGUGGGAAGAAGUACAACACCAUGCUGGGCUACAAGAGGCACCUGGCCCUCCACGCGGCCAGCAGUGGCGACCUCACCUGCGGGGUCUGCGCCCUGGAGCUAGGGAGCACCGAGGUGCUGCUGGACCACCUCAAAGCCCACGCGGAAGAAAAGCCCCCCAGCGGCACCAAGGAGAAGAAGCACCAGUGCGACCACUGUGAGAGAUGCUUCUACACCCGGAAGGACGUGCGGCGCCACCUGGUGGUCCACACAGGCUGCAAGGACUUCCUGUGCCAGUUUUGUGCCCAGAGAUUUGGGCGCAAAGACCACCUCACGCGACAUACCAAGAAGACACACUCGCAGGAGCUGAUGAAAGAGAGUCUGCAGUCUGGAGACCUUCUGAGCACCUUCCACUCCAUCUCUCCCCAGUUUCAGCUGAAGGCCGCCCCGCUGUCUCCCUUCCCUCUGGGGGCUCCCGCGCACGCGCAGAACGGGCUCGCCAGCGGCCUGCCCGCUGAGGUACACGGCCACGCCCACAACCCCUCGGAUCCAGCCUCCCAGCCUGUACAGGCGCUGCCGGAGCCCCUGGCCCCCCUCCACCCCGUAACCUCUCCCAGCUCCCCUCCCGCGCCCCUCCAGAAUCACAAGUACAACACCAGUUCUACCUCAUACUCCCCACUUGCAAGCCUGCCCCUCAAAGCAGAUACUAAAGGAUUUUGCAAUAUCAAUUUGCUUGAGGACUUGCCUCUGCAAGAGCCUCAGUCACCUCACAAGCUCAACCCAGGUUUCGAUCCGGCUAAGGGAAGCGCUGGUAAAGUGAGCCUGCCCAAGGAGCUACCUGCAGAUGCUGUGAACCUAACGAUACCUGCCUCUUUGGACAUUUCCCCCCUGUUGGGCUUCUGGCAGCUGCCCCCUCCUGCUACCCAAAACGCCUUUGGGAACGGCACUCUCACCCUGGGGCCUGGGGAGUCUCUGCCCCACAGGUUAAGCUGUCUGGGGCAGCAGCAACAAGAUCCCUCACUAGCCAUGAGCACUAUGAGCCUGGGCCAGCUCCCCCUCCCCCCCAUCCCCCAUGUUUUCCCAGCUGGCACCGGCUCUGCUAUCCUGCCUCAUUUCCAUCAUGCAUUCAGAUGACUGGUUUUUAAAGCGUCCUUUUCUUAUUCUGGAAGAUGUGUUUUAAGGAGCAUGUAAGCAUCAGUUAUGCUACAAGGAGAGAUUUGGAAAGCGGGACUGGAAAUACGGCUAAUUCAGUGAUGACUGGCUUGAGAUAAGAGAGUUCUCGAACUGCAUGUAUCGUGCCAAUUGUCCUGAGUGUUCAUGCUUUGUACCAAAUUUGAUAAGCAAGUAUUCUUUAAUGGAACUGCAAAUAUUGUCAGAACCGACAUCCAAACGAGGGCUGCUAUAUAUAGGUGUUUGUCAAAUUGAAUUUAAUCGUAAGCCAUGAUCAUAAUGUUAACUAAUUUUAUGUGGCACUGCCUAGUAAAGGGAACUAUGGGAAGGUUUGGCUUUCUCCAAAAUGGGAGAAUUUUUAAAAUACAAAAUAACCUUUAUAUUGCAUAUUAUAACUAGGCUGUGUAUUUCUUUUCAGGGAUUUUUCUACCUUCAGGGUUGGAUGUAGUUUAGUUACUUUUGCCAUAGCCAACCUGUAGUUUUACAGAAACAAUUUCUUGUGGAAUAAUAGACGUCUCCAUUUUAAAAAAGCAUUUUAAAUGUAGUUUGAAUAUUUUCCACAAGAUGCUACAAUGUGAGUUAUCACUUCAUGUAUCUUAAAAGACUAAACUGGUUGUCAGUUACAUCUGACAGAAAAAAAAAAAAAUCACUGUGUAACCAGGUUAAGUGGUAAAAUAAUCCAGGCGUCAGUCAAAAGAAAGCAUUUUGCUGACUUUAAUAUUGAUUAUAUUUUUAACAGGAAUUUAAGAAAAUAUUACUGGAAUUUUAAAAUAUAUAUAUAUAUAUUAAACAAGAAUUUUCUUUGCUCUGUCUGGCUUAAAAUACUACUCUGCUUAAGUAUUUUUAAUCACCAAUAAAUGCAUUUAAAUUCAUCAUUUAAGUCAAUAUUAGUUUUUUUCAAAAGGAUAACAUUUGCAAUGUAACUAUAAUCUAUGUCUUGAAUUUGGUAUCUAAUGAGUUUAAGAAUAUAAAACCUAACUUUUUUUUUUAAAGCUCCUUUGUCUUUUGUGUUUAGAGGCUUUCUAUAUGAAGAUAUAUCUUACAUAUAAUAAACUCUACAAAUCCUGCA
This is a messenger RNA of Leopardus geoffroyi (Geoffroy's cat), 7707 nucleotides long. RefSeq names its product PLAG1 like zinc finger 1 (gene PLAGL1). Lineage: Eukaryota; Metazoa; Chordata; Mammalia; Carnivora; Felidae. Gene Ontology annotation, molecular function: DNA-binding transcription activator activity, RNA polymerase II-specific. The record is from RefSeq and is a predicted model, not a curated record. Bases 5205 to 6602 code for a protein of 465 amino acids. The transcript is spliced from 7 exons.